Cajanus cajan (pigeon pea) is the source of this 725-nucleotide messenger RNA. NCBI's taxonomy places the organism in Eukaryota, Viridiplantae, Streptophyta, Magnoliopsida, Fabales, Fabaceae. The record is from RefSeq and is a predicted model, not a curated record.
AGGGCAUGCUCCUGGCGGGAACAGACACAACAGCCGUGAGUAUAGAGUGGGCACUAGCUGCUUUAUUAAAUCAGCCAGAAAUAUUGAAGAAAGCAAAGGAUGAAAUAGACACUUACGUUGGACAAGAUCGCUUGGUAGAUGAGUCAGACAUUCCAAAUCUUCCUUAUAUUCAAAAUAUUGUCUACGAGACACUUCGAUUAUACACUCCAGCUCCAUUACUAUUGCCUCAUUAUUCCUCAGAUGAGUGCACUAUUGAAGGAUACACUAUUCCACGUGACACCAUAGUGUUGAUCAAUGCAUGGGCCAUUCAAAGAGAUCCUCAACUUUGGAAUGAUGCUGAAUCCUUUAAGCCAGAGAGGUUUGAGAAGGAAGGAGAAGUAAACAAAUUAAUGUCAUUCGGAUUGGGAAGACGGGCUUGUCCAGGAUUAGGUUUGGCACAUCGUUCAAUGGGAUUGACUUUGGGAUUGUUGAUUCAAUGUUUUGAAUGGAAACGAACAAGUGAUGAAGAAAUUGAUAUGAAUGAGAAUAAAGGGGUGGCAAUGCCGAAGAUAAUUCCACUAGAAGCUAUGUGCAGAGCACGUCCAAUCAGCCACAAAGUUAUGCAUGAAUUUGUUGUUUAGGAUGUAGUGGGAGAAUCUGCAAUAAGUAUUUGUAUUUUUCGCAUCUAUCAGAUAAACAUGCAUAAAUAAAUUAAUAAAUAAAUAAUAACAUGUUUCUCAAAUUAA